Suillus bovinus is the source of this 264-nucleotide messenger RNA. RefSeq lists its product as uncharacterized. The transcript is spliced from 3 exons. Lineage: Eukaryota; Fungi; Basidiomycota; Agaricomycetes; Boletales; Suillaceae. The record is from RefSeq and is a predicted model, not a curated record. The coding region runs from base 1 to 264 and encodes 87 amino acids.
AUGCAGCUUUCUAUACUUCUGGGCGCGCUUGUAUCUUUUGCCAUCCUUGCUGCAGCAUCACUCACGCCAAGAGCCAUCUCAAAACGUGCCUUCGAAGGAGAGACACUUGGCACAGACUUUCAACGCGAUCUCCAAGAAGAAAGCAAGAAGCGUGAGGAGCUCAAGACUGACUUCAUAAUAUAUGCUUGGUACGACGGCCCAGGCAGUGGAGAGAAGAAGCGCAAGGAACUCGAGACGGGUAUUAAUUAUGACGAAGUCGACUAG